Molecule: messenger RNA, 992 nt
Organism: Camelina sativa (false flax)
Lineage: Eukaryota; Viridiplantae; Streptophyta; Magnoliopsida; Brassicales; Brassicaceae
Source: RefSeq, a predicted model, not a curated record
AUUCAGAAGAAAAGAAAAAAAAAAAGAAGGAAAUACCAAAACUAGCCCUCGGAUGCGCCUCCUUCCUACCUAAAACCCUUUGAUUUCGAGCUCACUGGUCACUCUUCCUAGAUCUUUCCAUUCUCACCGCCACCGUCGCUUCCGGCCAUUUCCCCGGUUACCUUCUUAAAACAGCUGAAGAGCGAACGAUGGCGACUCAGGCUGCUGCUGCCGCCUCAUUCAAUGGCAACUUAAAGAAAGCUAUGGCAGGUAUCAAGCGUAUCAAUCUCGACGGUCUUCGUUGGCGAGUUUUUGAUGCCAAAGGCCAGGUUCUUGGUAGGCUAGCUUCCCAGAUUUCAACCGUGCUUCAAGCCAAAGAUAAGCCUACUUACUGUCCUAACCGCGACGAUGGGGACAUCUGUAUUGUUCUCAAUGCUAAGGAAAUUGCCUUCACUGGUAGAAAGCUCACCGACAAAUUCUACCGUUGGCAUACAGGGUACAUUGGACACCUCAAGGAACGAAGUCUGAAAGAACAGAUGGAGAAAGAUCCCACAGAGGUCAUACGCAAGGCUGUCCGGCGCAUGCUUCCAAGUAACAAUCUGCGUGAUGACAGGGAUCGGAAGCUAAGGAUAUUUGAAGGUGGUGAGCAUCCAUUUGGGGACAAGCCACUUGAGCCAUUUGUGAUGCCACCUCGUAGAGUUAGAGAGAUGCGACCACGCGCAAGGCGAGCAAUGAUCCGUGCACAGAAGAAGGCAGCGCAGGCAGAAAGUGGUGGGACAGAAGUUAAGAAAGGAAAGAAGAGGACCCCCGCUCAAGCAACUGCGUAGAAGGAUUACUUCAGAGGAACCUAGUAAUGUGACUCGUCUUAUUAUCUGUAAGCAACGUUCAUAAUGCAGGCGUGGAUAAACUUUGAAGGCUUUCUUGUUUAUUGAGUACCAGACAAUAGACAUGGACCUGUUUCUGAAUGUCAGACACUGUAUCACACAUGAAGCCAUGGGAUCUGUUUCUGGUUA